AUGGCGGACCUCUACUUCAUUUUAGAAGAUGAAGGUGUUGUGGAGGAAGAGCCGGUGCGCACAUUCAACAGUUGCCGAGAUGCUUUCUCUUCAAUGUCAGAUGACGAAUUCGUGGCUACCUUCCGUCUGCCCAAGGAGGCGGUCAGAGAAGUAUGCGAAGCUGUUCGGGAGGAUCUGCAACGCACUCGGCAGUCGCAUCGUACGACGUUGACCGUGGAACGGAGGGUGCUAAUAGCUCUUCACUUCUAUGCCACUGGAGCCUUUCUGGGGAACCUUGCGAGAGAAGACACCAUCGCCUGCAGCAAACACGCGGUAUCAGAGGCUAUUCACAAGGUCACCGAGGCCAUCUUGAAGAACCUCGCACCGAAGUACCUGCGAUUCCCCACCACGCCCGAUGAGAAGCUACAAGUGAAGCGUGGCUUCUACGAACUGGCCGGCUUCCCAGGCUGUGUUGGGGCUAUCGACGGUACACAGAUUGCAAUUAUGCAGCCAAGCCUCUCUGAUCCGCGGUUUGUUGAUGGUAAUUACUAUUGCCAUAAAGGCUAUCACUCCAUCAACGUCCUGAUGGUUUGUGACGCCUUGAGGCGGAUCCUUUUUGUGAACGCAAGGUUCCCCGGAUCAUGCCACGAUGCAUCUGUAUGGGGAGCCUGCAAUCUGCACCAAGCAGCUGCCACUGUAUUCGAAGAUGGAGAGUGGCUACUUGGUGACAGCGCGUACCCGCUCCAACCCUGGCUCAUGACACCAGUUCGUUCUCCCUCAACACCCGAGGAACAGCGUUUUAACAGUGCACACAGAAGGACCCGUGUGCGCAUUGAGCACUGCUUUGGGGUACUGAAGAUGCGAUUUCGGUGCCUCCAGAGGUACCGCACAUUGCACUUCGCUCCGAAUCGGUGCUGCAAGAUCAUCAACGCCUGCGCCGUCCUCCAUAACAUGUGCUUAGUGUACAACACUGUUGAGCCUCUGGAUGACGCUGGUGAGGAACGGGCGGAAGGUGGUGCCACAGCGGACCCGGAGGAGGCUGGAGCAGAGGACUAUGAGCCUGACCCUGUGUCCGUGACAAAUCGUGCAUCACAACUCAGAAGCCAGCUCAUCAGACAGUGUUUCAGAUAA
This is a messenger RNA of Ornithodoros turicata, 1110 nucleotides long. Its product is annotated as putative nuclease HARBI1. The record is from RefSeq and is a predicted model, not a curated record. The transcript is spliced from 5 exons. Lineage: Eukaryota; Metazoa; Arthropoda; Arachnida; Ixodida; Argasidae. The coding region runs from base 1 to 1110 and encodes 369 amino acids.